Molecule: messenger RNA, 1245 nt
Organism: Trichomonas vaginalis G3
Lineage: Eukaryota; Parabasalia; Trichomonadida; Trichomonadidae
Product: serine-type endopeptidase protein
Exons: 1
Source: RefSeq, a predicted model, not a curated record
UUGAAUCUGGGUAGAGCUGUUGCUGUUGAUAUCGCAUUAAAUUGGACAUCAACUGGGAAAUUUUAUGAAUACAAAGUUGAAAAAACUUUAAAUUUAAUUAUUGAAGACCGUGAGCACAACGUUACUUUUGAUUUCACAGAAAGAAGUGCGAAAUCUGUUUUAUGCGUCAGUUUAUUCUUCAAAUCGAAGAAAUUAUCAUUUGGGUCGUUAAAUCCACACAUUAUUAGUCCAAAUGGAACAAGGUGUGAAAUGAAAAUAUUAACAGAGGCAGACUUAACUUCAACAAUAAACUCAGUUGAAUUAAUGGGAUAUAAAUUCUUAGGUGAAAAUCCAAUAGGAAAAUGGACAGUUUCAUUUAGAGUCGCAGACGAUGCAUACCAUGGAACAAUAGAGAGCUUAGGUCUUAAGUUCUUCUAUAACAAAAUAGCUCCAGAUAUCUCUUUGAUAAAUCAAAGAAUUGGUUGCCAUUCACCAUUCGAAGCAAAUGUCUCCAAAAUUACAUUCAAAGAAGAUAAAAUUUAUCUAUUUGCAGCAACAGCUGCUAGGGUCAGAGUAAAUGUAAGUGAAGAUGUAAAAGACGCAUACUACACAGUUUGGCUUGCUUCACCGGAUGGAAAUGAUAGGAUUCUUAUUAAUGCUGGUUUUAAUGAGAAAUUCGAUUUGUUAAAAAUAGAAUAUACUCCUAGUGUUUUCAGGGAUAAACUUGAUAUGAUACUUAUUAUUGAUUCCAUGGAUCCUAAGUGCAUCUUUUCAUCAAAUGUUUCAGUUGACUAUAGUAAUACUUUGGAUGUUGGCUUAUCCAAUCCACCAAAUGGAACAGUAUACAAAACUGCAGAUACUGACAUAUAUAUUGAAUAUGCUCUGCAUCUUAAUAGAAUCAUUUAUGAUGGAUUUUCUACAACAAUCGCUGCAACUAUUAUAUCUCCUGAUAGCAAGGCCAUUCUAAAUAGAGAAUGGAUCAGAAACACAGGAAAUAGGUGGCUUAUUAACAUGAUUCCUUCAACAAAGAAGUUUUAUUUACAAAUAUCACCUACUUCAACUGAAAGACAAGAAUAUAUCCAUCCUAUGACGAUUAAUUUAUUUGUUGUUGAACAAGAUGGCAAAUAUAGGCCCGAUGCAUUAACUCCUGUUCAAAUUACUGAGAUUGUGUUAGGUAUUGUAUUAUUUGUUCUGUUAUUGUGUUUCGGGAUCUACAGAUCUAUUGUUUUGUUUUGCACCAAGAAAUCAUCAAUUCAUUUUGAAUAA